Molecule: messenger RNA, 711 nt
Organism: Prorocentrum cordatum
Lineage: Eukaryota; Dinophyceae; Prorocentrales; Prorocentraceae
Source: the annotation of a GenBank genome assembly
GAGCAGAUCGCGGCGAAGGCCAAGGCGGAGGUGGACGGGGCGGCCAAGGCCCGCGAGUUCGCGGACGCGGCGCGGCAGAAGGCCGCCGAACGGGCCGCGAAGCUGCGGGCCGAGAAGGAGGCCAAGGAGGCCGAGGAGCGCGCCAGGGCGGAGGCCGAGCGGGCCAGGGUGGAGGCCGAGCGGGCGCGUCUGGAGGCCGAAGAGCGGGCCAGGGUGGAGGCAGAGGAGCGGGUGAGGCGGGCCGCUGAGGAGCAGGCCCGGGCGGAGGCCGAGGCGGCGGCCAAGGCGGAGGCGGAGGAGCGGGCUCAGCGGGAGGCCGCGGCGGCUGCCGAGGCGGCGGCCGAGGCCGAGAGGGCCGAGAUGCUGGCGUUCGUGAAGGGGUACAACGCCGAGCUGGCCAGCCAGUUCGAGGAGCUCUGCCGCGAGCAGGAGGAGAUGCACAGCCAGAUCAAGGCGGAAGAGAAGGAGAAGGCGGACAUCCAGAAGGCCAUCGAGGCCCUCUCUGUCCGGGUUGCUGAGAUCGACCAGGGCCUGGCCCUGAAGAGGCAGGCGUGCGAGGAGUGCGAUAAGACCAUCGAGGAGACGGAGGCCGCGUACAAGGCGCACGCACAAAAGGUCGGCCGCCUGGACCUCCCGCUGAACAAGCUCCGGCGCCAGCGCUCCAACGAAAAGCCUAUAGCACUCGAGACAAGUCCUUACGUGCUCUCUUAA